This is a messenger RNA of Tarenaya hassleriana, 1444 nucleotides long. RefSeq names its product nuclear transcription factor Y subunit A-1-like. Gene Ontology annotation, molecular function: RNA polymerase II cis-regulatory region sequence-specific DNA binding; DNA-binding transcription factor activity, RNA polymerase II-specific. The record is from RefSeq and is a predicted model, not a curated record. Gene Ontology annotation, biological process: regulation of transcription by RNA polymerase II. Bases 316 to 1101 code for a protein of 261 amino acids. The transcript is spliced from 6 exons. NCBI's taxonomy places the organism in Eukaryota, Viridiplantae, Streptophyta, Magnoliopsida, Brassicales, Cleomaceae. Gene Ontology annotation, cellular component: CCAAT-binding factor complex.
UUAUUAUAUAACUCGAAAGCAAACAUAUACCAAAAGACAAAUCCUCAAAAUCUAGGGUUUCCUCGGAUCCAAUUUUUUUCCUUUUUUUUAGAAGAUACUUCGAUUGCUGCCAGCGUGUGAGUUGUGUCCCAAUCGCUUCUCUUACGAGCUUUUCCAUUGGUGGUUGUUCGAUUUCUAUAAAUUUUUCUGGGUUUUGUUUUAAAAUUUCUUCAAAGUCGUGAGUGGUGCGUUUAUAGGGUUCCGAGAAAUUUUCUCCCCGGAAGAGGGUUUCACUUUAUUGGAGUUGAGAGGCUUUUGCUGCGAAUUCCGUCUGAGAUGCAAUCGAAACUCGGAGGUGGAAAUGAAGCAGAAUCCAAUUCCCAUGUAGUGCCCCACCCGAUGAUGUAUCAGGAACCAUGGUGGCGAAAUAACGCAUUCGGUACGGUAUCUCAAGCCAGAACCACUGCAAUUCCAUCGAAUUCGUCGUCUUUGGAUUGCUCGAAUGGUUCAGAGUCGAACGAUGUCCAGUCAGAGUCCGAGGAUGGUGCUCUGAACGGUGGAACUUGUAAGGAUUCACAAGCAGCAACUUCCGUACGCUCAGAAAAUCGUGGACAUGAUGGCAAUGACAUGGCGCAUAUGUCAUCAUCUAUGUCAGCCAUGCAUGAUCAGCAGCUCGCACAACCUCCAGAGCUUGUUGGACACUAUAUUGCUUGUGUCUCAAAUCCAUAUCGGGAUCCAUACUAUGGUGGAAUGAUGGGAGCUUAUGGUCAUCAGCCAUUGGGUUUUCCUCCAUAUGUUGGGAUGCCUCGCGAGAGAACUGCUUUGCCACUUGACAUGACACAAGAGCCUGUUUACGUGAAUGCGAAACAGUACGAGGGAAUACUAAGGCGAAGAAAAGCUCGUGCCAAGGCGGAGCUAGAAAGGAAAGCUAUUAAAGAUAGAAAGCCAUAUCUUCACGAGUCACGCCACCGGCACGCAAUGAGAAGGCCAAGAGCUAGUGGAGGAAGAUUUGCAAAGAAAUCCGAGGUUGAAGGUUCAGAGACCGCAUCGAAAGAAAGAGAAACCGGAUCUGCUGAAUCCCAUUCCGCUACCAACUCAUCGGGUUCUGAACCGAGACCCUGAAUUUUUCAUAGAUGACCUGCCCUCUCUCCCUCUGGUUAGCCCCAAAUAGGAAGCUAAUCUUCAUUGGGGGAACUUCGGUUACUAUAUAUCUCAAUCGCCAACCAUUCUUGAGUCUUUUCUGUGUUGAGAUUUAGUGGGAGGAAAGUUCAUGUACACGCAUGCAGCCCCUGUUUCUGUCGAUUUCCUGUGUUUGCCGAUUUUGUACAGAAGAGAGCGUAUACUCUGAGUAUUAGGGUUUAGAUUCGGACACAGGUGAAAGUUGUCGGAUUCUUGAAAACAUAGGUUUUCAAUCUAUAUUCGAGCUGUAACGUGUUAUUGAGGAGAUGUAUUAUUUAUUACAUUU